Molecule: messenger RNA, 435 nt
Organism: Aureobasidium subglaciale EXF-2481
Lineage: Eukaryota; Fungi; Ascomycota; Dothideomycetes; Dothideales; Saccotheciaceae
Exons: 2
Coding region: 1-435 (144 amino acids)
Biological process (GO): regulation of alternative mRNA splicing, via spliceosome; mRNA splicing, via spliceosome
Cellular component (GO): nucleoplasm
Molecular function (GO): mRNA binding; N6-methyladenosine-containing RNA reader activity
Source: RefSeq, a predicted model, not a curated record
AUGCAGAACAUCAUUGAAGCGCAGAGAGAUGGUGUUUGGGCCACUCAGGAGAAAAAUACAAACCUCUUCACCGACGCUUACAAAAAUUGUCGCUCCGUCGUACUGCUGUUCAGCGUCAACAAAAGCAUGGCUUUCCAAGGCGCUGCUGUAAUGACAGGUCCACCAUCACCAACUGUCCCUCUGCCCCUCUUCUGCCGUAAACUAAAGUGGCCCACAUCACCACCUUUCAAGAUUCGCUGGCUCUGCACUACGCCAGUGCAUUUCAAGUUCGUCGGUCACCUGAGAGAUACAAUGAAUCUCAGAGAUGAUGGUGAGCCGCAUGCUGUGCUUGUUGGUAAAGAUGGACAGGAAGUCAACCCCUCAGCGGGACAUGGGGUCGUAAAGAUUCUGAAGGAAAGAGACGAAGAGGCUAAGGAAGAGGACGACAGACCCUGA